Molecule: messenger RNA, 285 nt
Organism: Linum trigynum
Lineage: Eukaryota; Viridiplantae; Streptophyta; Magnoliopsida; Malpighiales; Linaceae
Source: the annotation of a GenBank genome assembly
AUGGAAGCAGCACUCGAAGCAAUCAGAAAUCAAUUGGAGAACAUUGCUGGUGCUCAAGAAGAGCAAACAGCAAGGCUUGCCGAGCAAGCCACGAGGAUGGAGGUUGUCGAGACAAGGCUCCAGCAGCCGGUUGUGGUCGAUGCAAACACUAACCCUAGACCUCGUCCAGAAGAAAGGGGAAGGGAAACCCGAGCUCCUCCACCCUUGGUUCACGAAGUACAACUUCAUAUGCGCGAGCAUAGACGCCUUGGAAUGCCUCGUGCUGAAAGGAGAGAGCGACACUAG